CGCGCCCCCGGUGCUGAACCAAGAUGGCCGGUGGCGGCCGGGCCCCGGCGUGAGCCGAGCGCGGGCUGCAGCCGGGAGAUGCCCCAGCCCAGCGGCCGCUGAGCCCGACCCGACAGACCCGGCCCGGCCGCCUCCGGCCCGCCUGCGAGCCCGGAGACAUGUCUCUGCUUUGCGUUGGAGUCAAAAAAGCCAAGUUUGACGGUGCCCAAGAGAAAUUCAACACGUACGUGACCCUGAAGGUGCAGAAUGUCAAGAGCACGACCAUCGCAGUGCGGGGCAGCCAGCCCAGCUGGGAGCAGGACUUCAUGUUCGAGAUUAACCGUCUGGAUUUGGGACUGACGGUGGAGGUGUGGAACAAGGGUCUCAUCUGGGACACAAUGGUGGGCACAGUGUGGAUCCCACUGCGGACCAUCCGCCAGUCCAAUGAGGAGGGCCCCGGAGAGUGGCUGACGCUGGACUCUCAGGUCAUCAUGGCAGACAGCGAGAUCUGCGGCACCAAGGACCCCACUUUCCACCGCAUCCUCCUGGACACGCGCUUUGAGCUGCCUUUAGACAUUCCGGAAGAAGAGGCCCGCUACUGGGCCAAGAAGCUGGAGCAGCUCAAUGCCAUGCGGGACCAGGAUGAAUAUUCGUUCCAAGAUGAGCAAGAAAAGCCUUUGCCUGUCCCCAGCAACCAGUGUUGCAACUGGAAUUAUUUUGGCUGGGGUGAGCAGCACAACGAUGACCCCGACAGCGCAGUGGAUGACCGUGACAGUGACUACCGCAGCGAAACGAGCAACAGCAUCCCGCCACCCUAUUAUACUACGUCGCAACCCAACGCCUCAGUCCACCAGUAUUCUGUCCGGCCACCACCCCUGGGUUCCCGGGAAUCCUACAGUGACUCCAUGCACAGUUACGAGGAGUUCUCUGAGCCGCAGGCCCUCAGCCCCACGGGCAGCAGCCGCUACGCCUCCUCCGGGGAGCUGAGCCAGGGAAGCUCACAGCUGAGUGAGGACUUUGACCCUGACGAGCACAGCCUGCAGGGCUCUGAGAUGGAGGAUGAGCGGGACCGGGACUCUUACCACUCCUGCCACAGCUCAGUCAGCUACCACAAAGACUCACCUCGCUGGGACCAGGAUGAGGAGGAGCUGGAUGAGGACCUGGAGGACUUCCUGGAGGAGGAGGGGCUUCCUGAAGAUGAGGAGGAGCUGGAGGAGGAGGAGGAGGUGCCUGAUGAUUUGGGCAGCUAUGCCCAGCGUGAAGAGGUGGCUGUGGCUGAGCCCAAAGACUUCAAGCGCAUCAGCCUCCCACCGGCUGCCCCGGGGAAGGAGGACAAGGCCCCAGUGGCACCCACCGAGGCCCCCGACAUGGCUAAGGUAGCCCCCAAGCCAGCCACACCCGACGAGGUGCCUGCGGCCGAGGAAAUUCCUGAACCUGAGCCCCCCAAGGCCGAGGAGAGUUUCAGGCCGAGAGAGGAUGAGGAAGGCCAGGAGGGGCAGGACUCCAUGUCCAGGGCCAAAGCCAACUGGCUGCGUGCCUUCAACAAGGUGCGGAUGCAGCUGCAGGAGGCCCGGGGAGAAGGAGAGAUGUCCAAAUCUCUGUGGUUCAAAGGCGGCCCAGGGGGCGGUCUCAUCAUCAUCGACAGCAUGCCAGACAUCCGCAAGAGGAAACCCAUCCCGCUCGUGAGUGACCUGGCCAUGUCCCUGGUCCAGUCCAGGAAAGCGGGCAUCACCUCGGCCUUGGCCUCCAGCACGUUGAACAACGAGGAGCUGAAAAACCACGUUUACAAGAAGACCCUGCAAGCCUUAAUCUAUCCCAUCUCAUGCACGACGCCGCACAACUUCGAGGUGUGGACGGCCACCACGCCCACCUACUGCUACGAGUGCGAGGGGCUGCUGUGGGGCAUCGCCAGGCAGGGCAUGCGCUGCACCGAGUGCGGCGUCAAGUGCCACGAGAAGUGCCAGGACCUGCUCAACGCCGACUGCCUGCAGCGAGCCGCGGAGAAGAGCUCCAAGCACGGGGCGGAGGACCGGACGCAAAACAUCAUCAUGGUGCUCAAGGACCGCAUGAAGAUCCGGGAGCGCAACAAACCUGAGAUCUUCGAGCUCAUCCAGGAGAUCUUCGCAGUGACCAAGACGGCGCACACACAGCAGAUGAAGGCGGUCAAGCAGAGCGUGCUGGACGGCACAUCCAAGUGGUCCGCCAAGAUCAGCAUCACUGUGGUCUGCGCCCAGGGCUUGCAGGCAAAGGACAAGACGGGAUCCAGUGACCCCUAUGUCACCGUCCAAGUCGGGAAGACCAAGAAACGGACAAAAACCAUCUAUGGGAACCUCAACCCGGUGUGGGAGGAGAAUUUCCACUUUGAAUGUCACAAUUCCUCCGACCGCAUCAAGGUGCGCGUCUGGGACGAGGAUGAUGACAUCAAAUCCCGUGUGAAACAGAGGUUCAAGAGGGAAUCUGACGAUUUCCUGGGGCAGACGAUCAUUGAGGUGCGGACGCUCAGCGGCGAGAUGGACGUGUGGUACAACCUGGACAAGCGAACUGACAAAUCUGCCGUGUCUGGCGCCAUCCGGCUCCACAUCAGUGUGGAGAUCAAAGGCGAGGAGAAGGUGGCCCCGUAUCACGUCCAGUACACCUGUCUGCACGAGAACCUCUUCCACUUCGUGACGGAUGUGCAGAACAACGGGGUUGUGAAGAUCCCGGAUGCCAAAGGCGACGACGCCUGGAAGGUUUACUACGAUGAGACAGCCCAGGAGAUUGUGGACGAGUUUGCCAUGCGCUACGGCGUCGAGUCCAUCUACCAAGCCAUGACCCACUUUGCCUGCCUCUCCUCCAAGUAUAUGUGCCCGGGGGUGCCCGCCGUCAUGAGCACCCUGCUCGCCAACAUCAAUGCCUACUACGCGCACACCACCGCCUCCACCAACGUGUCUGCCUCCGACCGCUUCGCCGCCUCCAACUUCGGGAAAGAGCGCUUCGUGAAACUCUUGGACCAGCUGCACAACUCUCUGCGGAUUGACCUCUCCAUGUACCGGAAUAACUUCCCAGCCAGCAGCCCGGAGAGACUCCAGGACCUCAAAUCCACUGUGGACCUUCUCACCAGCAUCACCUUCUUUCGGAUGAAGGUACAAGAACUCCAGAGCCCACCCCGAGCCAGCCAGGUGGUGAAGGACUGCGUGAAAGCCUGCCUUAAUUCUACCUAUGAGUACAUCUUCAACAACUGUCAUGAGCUCUACAGCCGGGAGUACCAGACAGACCCGGCGAAGAAGGGGGAAGUUCCCCCAGAGGAACAGGGUCCCAGCAUCAAGAAUCUCGACUUCUGGUCCAAGCUGAUUACCCUCAUAGUGUCCAUCAUUGAGGAAGACAAGAAUUCGUACACUCCCUGCCUCAACCAGUUUCCCCAGGAGCUGAAUGUGGGUAAAAUCAGCGCUGAAGUGAUGUGGAAUCUGUUUGCCCAAGACAUGAAGUAUGCCAUGGAAGAGCAUGACAAACAUCGUCUAUGCAAGAGUGCCGACUACAUGAACCUCCACUUCAAGGUGAAAUGGCUCUACAAUGAGUAUGUGACGGAACUUCCUGCCUUCAAGGACCGUGUGCCUGAGUACCCUGCAUGGUUUGAACCCUUCGUCAUCCAGUGGCUGGACGAGAAUGAGGAGGUGUCCCGGGAUUUCCUGCAUGGCGCCCUGGAGCGAGACAAGAAGGACGGGUUCCAGCAGACCUCGGAGCAUGCUCUAUUCUCCUGUUCCGUGGUGGACGUCUUCUCCCAACUCAAUCAGAGCUUUGAAAUCAUCAAGAAACUCGAGUGCCCUGACCCCCAGAUUGUGGGGCACUACAUGAGACGCUUUGCCAAGACCAUCAGUAAUGUGCUCCUCCAGUACGCGGACAUCAUCUCCAAAGACUUUGCCUCUUACUGCUCCAAGGAGAAGGAGAAAGUGCCCUGCAUCCUCAUGAACAACACGCAACAGCUAAGAGUUCAGCUGGAGAAGAUGUUCGAAGCCAUGGGAGGGAAGGAGUUGGAUGCUGAAGCCAGUGACAUCUUGAAGGAGCUUCAGGUGAAGCUCAAUAAUGUCUUGGACGAGCUCAGCCGGGUGUUUGCUACCAGCUUCCAGCCGCACAUUGAGGAGUGUGUCAAACAGAUGGGUGACAUCCUUAGCCAGGUUAAGGGCACAGGCAAUGUGCCAGCCAGUGCCUGCAGUAGCGUGGCCCAGGACGCUGACAAUGUGUUACAGCCCAUCAUGGACCUGUUGGACAGCAACCUGACCCUCUUUGCCAAAAUCUGCGAGAAGACGGUGCUGAAGCGAGUGCUGAAGGAGCUGUGGAAGCUGGUUAUGAACACCAUGGAGAAAACCAUCGUCCUGCCGCCCCUCACCGACCAGACGAUGAUCGGGAACCUCUUGAGAAAACAUGGCAAGGGAUUAGAAAAGGGCAGGGUGAAAUUGACAAGCCACUCAGACGGAACCCAGAUGAUCUUCAAUGCAGCCAAGGAACUGGGCCAGCUGUCCAAACUCAAGGACCACAUGGUACGAGAAGAAGCCAAGAGCUUGACCCCGAAGCAGUGUGCCGUUGUUGAGUUGGCCCUGGACACCAUCAAGCAAUAUUUCCACGCGGGUGGCGUGGGCCUUAAGAAGACCUUCCUGGAGAAGAGCCCGGACCUGCAAUCCUUGCGCUAUGCCCUGUCACUGUACACGCAGGCCACCGACCUGCUCAUCAAGACCUUCGUGCAGACGCAAUCGGCCCAGGUCCAUGGUGGAAAAGGUACUAGGUUUACCCUUAGUGAAGACAUUUAUCCUGAGAAGGGCACGGGUGUAGAAGACGCUGUGGGUGAAGUCUCCGUCCACGUUGAGCUGUUCACUCAUCCGGGAACUGGAGAACACAAGGUCACAGUGAAAGUGGUGGCUGCCAAUGACCUCAAGUGGCAGACUUCUGGCAUCUUCCGGCCGUUCAUCGAGGUCAACAUCAUUGGGCCCCAGCUCAGCGACAAGAAACGAAAGUUUGCCACCAAAUCCAAGAACAAUAGCUGGGCUCCCAAGUACAAUGAGAGCUUCCAGUUCACGCUGAGCGCCGACGCGAGCCCCGAGUGCUACGAGCUGCAGGUGUGCGUCAAGGACUACUGCUUCGCGCGCGAGGACCGCACGGUGGGGCUGGCCGUGCUGCAGCUGCGGGAGCUGGCCCAGCGCGGGACCGCCGCCUGCUGGCUGCCGCUCGGCCGCCGCAUCCACAUGGACGACACGGGCCUCACGGUGCUGCGCAUCCUCUCGCAGCGCAGCAACGACGAGGUGGCCAAGGAGUUCGUGAAGCUCAAGUCCGACACGCGCUCCGCCGAGGAGGGCGGUGCCGCGCCUGCGCCUUAGCGCCGGGCGCGCAGCCGAGCGGCACUGCGCCUGCGCGGAGGGCGGGGAGGGGCGGGCUUUGUGCCUCAGCAGGACCGCCCUCGGGGCGGGGCUCGGGGGCUCCGCCCCGAGGGAGGGCUGCGCCUGCGUCCCUGUUACAGCUCUCCCUUUGCGGGAAUUAGGAAUGAAGGAUGCCCGGCCCUCUCGGGAAGCCACGCCCAAGGGUGCGACGAAGGAAGAAGCCACAUCUCCAACUUGAGGCCACGCCCCCAGCAUUUAGGGGGCAUUUUGAGCUGGGAUGGGGGAAGCCUCGUCCCUACGGAGGAGGCCACAUCCCGGGGCUCUGGUACCGGGAGGCACCGUCUCCUGUCCCCUGGAAAAGCCAUAAGACGGGUCCCAGAACCCUGGGACUCCAGACCAAUUGCCAAGUAUGAAAAUCUCAGCUCACUCAAGGGGGAGCCCUGGGCAAGGGUUAGGGCUCCCCGGAGCGCCCCUGGAGGUGGCCUGGGGGCUGGAGGGACCAGGAUGGUGGUUGGAGGGACCGGGAAUACCGUAGUCCCUUUUAGUUGUUUGUGCAAAAAACAAAUGGGGGGAGGGGGGAGGAUGGGAUUUUAAAAGCACAUGCGCCCUUGGGCGCCCAAACCCUGGGGGCCGAGGGACGGCUCUGGGGCACCCACGUUGCCCCUACUUCCCUCUGGGAGUCAGCCUCUUCUUCUUCCCCAACAAACCCAGUCCUCAUAUCAUAGAGUUCAACACACCCGUUUGACAGAUGGCGAAACUGAGGCUCAAAGAGCUGCUUGAGACUCGGCUGAGGUUCCCAGUGCCAUACCCUCUAUCCCCUCCCUUAGGCCUGUGUGCCCCAUGGAAGGGUGGGCUGAGGUCGGGAUGACCUGACACAGCUCCCUAUUGCUGCUAAUUCCCCCUUGGGGGCCUCCUCCAAGGGGUGGGAGUUCCAGGCCAAGACCUCUCCUUCACGUUUCCUUCUCUGGCUGCCAAGCAAAACCCCUGCCCUCAACCCUUUCUCCUGGGACUCCAUAGGGGAUGCCAUGAGGGCUCUUGACCUCCCACCACAAAAGAGAGAAUUUGCGAGCUCUGGUCCCAGGUUUCUCCACCCCUUCUUCCUUUCCCGGAAUUCUCUAGACAGGAAAGAACAGGAGACCAGAAACUCUAGGGGUGUGUGUGCCUGAGAGAGAGAGACAGAGAGAGAGAGAAAACACAAACACACUCAGAGCUGAGUCUCUAAGAUCCUAUUCAUUCAUUCAAACACCCAAGCCACAGGAUAUAUACUCUGGUGGCCCUCUUACCUGCUGGAAGCUCCUUCUCCAAUGAGCAAAGUCGUGGUGACUUGGCUGGAGUUACUGCGUGCUUACAGGACCUUUAGAGAAAGUUCAGCAUGAACUAAGUUUGCUCUGCUUUUCUACCUGUGUGGAUGGCAUUCCUUUUUCUGCUGGAUUGGGAAGCGCAAGACUUUGCUGUGCUAGGGAGAAAUGAAAGUGGGGUGAGAUGAGUAGCUGGGUUCCUAGAGGAUGGAAGAUCAGAUGGGGAGGCUUUCCGAGGUGAAGAAUGAGAGGGAACCACUUACUUGAGAGAAAAAAGCUCCAGGCAGGGAAACGGCACAUGCAAAGGCCAGGAGAUGAGAACUGCUGAAACAAGAAGGGUGGCAUGGCUGGAGCUGAGCCAGCAAGGAGGAUCCUGGGGAGCCUGGGGGCCGAGGAGAUCUGCAGAGGCAUCAGAGCAGGCAGGGUCUCGUCCGCUGUCCUGAGGAGUGUCACUUUUAUUCUAAGACAGCUGGGGAGAGAUUGUAUUCCAGCAUGCAAAAGCUGUUCUGUGAAGACUAAAACCAGUGAAGAGGGGUGGAGAUGCUGAAAUUGAUUCUUGGAAAGAUUCCGAAGGCUGUAUUUAAAGAAAAGACACCUGUAAUCCCAGCUCUUUGGG
This is a messenger RNA of Saimiri boliviensis boliviensis (Bolivian squirrel monkey), 7238 nucleotides long. RefSeq names its product unc-13 homolog A (gene UNC13A). Gene Ontology annotation, molecular function: syntaxin-1 binding; diacylglycerol binding; calmodulin binding. Gene Ontology annotation, biological process: presynaptic dense core vesicle exocytosis; synaptic vesicle priming; synaptic transmission, glutamatergic. Lineage: Eukaryota; Metazoa; Chordata; Mammalia; Primates; Cebidae. Gene Ontology annotation, cellular component: presynaptic active zone cytoplasmic component; neuromuscular junction; plasma membrane. The record is from RefSeq and is a predicted model, not a curated record.